Messenger RNA from Mytilinidion resinicola, 1923 nucleotides. Its product is annotated as MFS quinate transporter-like protein. The coding region runs from base 90 to 1757 and encodes 555 amino acids. NCBI's taxonomy places the organism in Eukaryota, Fungi, Ascomycota, Dothideomycetes, Mytilinidiales, Mytilinidiaceae. The transcript is spliced from 3 exons. The record is from RefSeq and is a predicted model, not a curated record. Gene Ontology annotation, cellular component: membrane. Gene Ontology annotation, biological process: transmembrane transport; carbohydrate transport. Gene Ontology annotation, molecular function: carbohydrate:proton symporter activity.
CCUCAUUCGCCGCACCUCACUCUACAACCACCGUCUCAUCGUAGAGCUAGCUUCGAUCAAAGCCUCCCAAACUCUACCAUACCGUUGAGAUGUGGAAUCCAUGGCGCGAGAACCUCAAGGACACGCCGAGGGAGUCGCUGAAUUGGCGUCUCUGGUUUGGCGUCUUCGUUUUUGGAAUUAUGGGAGCAGCGCGAGGCAUUGAUGAAGGUCUUAUCGGAACUACCGCCACCCUCGACCCCUUCAUCAAAAAGUUCGGCCUGAAAGACUCGUCUAAGAACAAACACGAGCAGGCCGAGUUGCUUUCCAAUAUUACCUCGAUGGUGCAACUGGGCUCUAUUCUCGGAGCACUCAUUGCAUUCUACCUCACCGACAAACUCGGACGUCUCUGGGCCACCAGGCAGCUUUGUGUUAUCUGGGUCAUCGGCAUUGCCAUCUUCCUUGCAGCCGCUCCCUCAGGUAGCAUUGGUAUGGUGUACGCAGGACGUUUCAUCGCAGGUAUCGGCAUCGGUCAGACUACCGUCGUUGCGCCUACCUAUCUAGCAGAAACCUCUCCAAGGGCCAUCCGUGGUCUUUGCGUGGGCGCUUUCUCCGGAGCCGUGUAUCUCGGGAUUAUGCUGGCCUAUUUCGCCUCAUGGGGCUCAUCGAUCCACAUCUCCGAUAAAUCCCAAGCUCAAUGGCUAGUACCAAACUCCAUGCAUCUCAUGUUCGCAGGCAUCAUCUUCGUCCUCAGCUUCUUCGCCAAAGAGAGCCCGAGAUGGUUCAUCAAAGUCGGACGGCACGAGGACGCAGCCAAGAAUCUCAGCCAGCUCCGAAACCUCCCGAUCGAGCAUGCCUACGUCCAGAGCGAAAUCAUCGACAUCAACGACCAGCUAAAUCGCGAGCGCGAAGCUACCAUGGGCACCUCCUGGCUGGGUCCUGUGCGCGAACUCUUCACCAUCCGCUCAAACCUCUACCGAAUCAUGCUCAGCGUGAUGUCCCAAGUGCUCGCGCAAUGGUCCGGCGCCAACAGCAUCACCAUCUACGCGCCCGAAUACUUUGCUAUGAUGGGCACAACCAGCCAAAACGAAAAACUCUUCGCCACGGCCAUCUUCGGCCUGGUCAAAUUCGUCUCGUCGAUGCUCUGCGCCCUUUUCCUCGUCGACUACAUCGGCCGCAAGCGCGCCCUCUCGACGGGCAUCAUCCUGCAGCUCUUCUCCAUGCUCUACAUGGCCCUCUUCCUCGUCAUCGACACCUCGGUCGGCGCCGCCGUGCCGCACCAGUCGCCGUCGCAGAAGCGCGCGGCCCAGGGCGCCAUCGUCAUGAUCUACUUCUCCGGCUUUGGCUGGGCGCUCGGCUGGAACAGCAUCCAGUACCUGCUCAACUCGGAGAUCUACCCGCUGCGGCUGCGCGCGCUCGGGGGGUCCAUCGCCAUGACGCUGCAUUUCGCGAAUCAGUACGGCAACUCGAAGGCGGUGCCGCUGAUGUUUAUUGGCAUGACGACGGGGGGCACCAUGUUCUUUUUCUCGGCGGUCACGGCGGUCGGGUUGGCGUGGGUGUGGUUCUUCUUGCCGGAGACGACGGGGAAGAGUUUGGAGGCGAUUGAUGCGAUCUUUGAGCUGCCGUGGCAUUUGAUUGGAAGGAAGGGGAAGCAGAUGACGGAGGGGGUUGGGGGGUUGGCGGAGGUGCUGGAUCAGGAGGGGGAGAAGACGGUGGAGUUGGAGAUGCGGGAGAAGCGGGUUGAGCGGGUGGAGGAUGAGGGUGAGGAGACGAGGGUCUGAGGAGGGUUUUACUGGAUAGGCGUGGGGCGUCAUAGGGGCUUACUAGACCUAUCAAAUGAUUCCCUUUAAGUUUGAGAAAUCGAGUGCCCAGGAGUUGACAUCACUGCCGUGCAAAUUUGGAUACACCAGGGGGGCCAUGAUACGGUUACCCGCGUCUCCAGACAAC